AUGCACCUAAGAACCAUUUUCUCAGUCUUCGGUCUCGCUGUCACCGCUCUAGCAAGCCUCAAUACUUCUCGCGAGUAUCAGCUUCAUACUCAGCUGAAGCCUGGUCAAGGAACCAAGAAAAAAUUCGACAACCUCUGGCUCGUUGCCUCUCACACUGGAGCUGGCUUGAAUGAUGCCGUUCUCUAUACCAACCAGUCAAGCGGCAUCAAAGGUUUCAUGAAUGCCACCAACAUCACACAGCCAAAUGGUCAGCCUUAUUUCAACCAAUUAUUCGAUCUCGGUGGAUCUUUCCCCUGGGGCUUGAUCAUCGCCGACGUCAACUUCUACUCCGCUUGGGAACCUGUUCGCAUCAAUGCGGGAGACGGUCAACCUAGUUUCUUCUUCAAUUCCAGCGGCCUCCAGUGGACUGAGAAUCCGAGUGUUCCUGCUGACCAGAACGCUUUCGGAGGGUGGCUUGUCUGUGACUGGUGGCACGGUGUUCCUCAACUCUUUGCUAAGUGGAGUUAUUACCAUUAUGAGAACCCCUCGAGUUGCGCGGACGUCAACUUGCUCCCCAUCUAUAUCUAGCUCCCUUACU
Molecule: messenger RNA, 577 nt
Organism: Aureobasidium pullulans EXF-150
Lineage: Eukaryota; Fungi; Ascomycota; Dothideomycetes; Dothideales; Saccotheciaceae
Exons: 2
Coding region: 1-567 (188 amino acids)
Source: RefSeq, a predicted model, not a curated record